Hemisphaericaspora subhashii is the source of this 1026-nucleotide messenger RNA. It is a transcript of the gene SRP40, whose product is annotated as Srp40p. Bases 1 to 1026 code for a protein of 341 amino acids. The transcript has a single exon. The record is from RefSeq and is a predicted model, not a curated record. Lineage: Eukaryota; Fungi; Ascomycota; Pichiomycetes; Serinales; Debaryomycetaceae.
AUGGGUGUAUCUAAAGAAGUUGUAUUAGCUUAUAUCAAAGAAUAUUUAAGCAGGGAUCCAUCCCUUUCCAAAGUUGAAAAAGCCCUUGAUAAGGCAAUCGGUGAUGAAAUUGAAUUACCAAAAGUUGAACAAAAAUUAGAAGAAUUUGUCCCAGUGGUAGAAGAACCAAAAGAAGAAGAAAAGGAAGAACCAAAGAAGAGUGAAAGCUCCUCUUCUGAAUCUUCUUCAGAUAGUGAAAGUAGUUCUUCAGAUAGUGAAAGCUCCUCAUCUGAUAGUGAAAGUUCUUCUUCAGAUAGUGAUAGUUCUUCAUCUAGUUCAUCUUCAUCAUCCUCAGAUUCUGAUUCUGAAUCUGGUUCGUCAAGUUCAUCCUCGGACUCAGAAUCUUCCAGUUCAUCCUCAUCGUCAGAUUCUGAUUCAGACUCGGAUUCAUCCAGUUCAUCUGAUUCGGAUUCUGAUUCCGACUCAGAUUCAAGCUCAAGCUCAAGCUCAAGUUCCGACUCAGAUUCCAGCUCCGACUCAGACUCAUCAAGUUCUGAUUCAGACUCUUCCAGCUCAGACUCAGACUCAGGUUCAGAAUCAGAUGACGAAUCUUCCGAAGAUGAAAGUGAAACCAAAAAGAGAAAGUCCGACACCAAAGACGAACACGUCUCCAAAAAGCAAAAGCCAGUCGAGUCAUCUUCAUCUUCAUCUUCCUCACCUUCUUCCCCAUCAUCCACAACCUCAGAAAUGGACAGUAUUAGUCCGCCAACUUCAAGAGGCAUAUCAGCCACUCCAGAAGCAGAAUUAAAACCAGGACAAAGAAAACAUUUCAGUAGAAUAGAGAGAGAAAAGAUUAGUUUUGAACACCAUGCAUUACAAGAUAAUACUUAUAAAGGUGCUGCUGGUACUUGGGGUGAAACUGCAAAUGCUAAAUUGAUGCAAGUUAGAGGAAAAGAUUUUACUAAGAAUAAGAAUAAGAUGAAGAGAGGAGCUUAUAAAGGUGGAUCUAUCACUUUUGCUUCUGGUUCUUAUAAAUUUACUGAUUAG